AUGUUCAAGAAGGCAGUGGAAGCAAGGUCACACCAGAGACUGUCAGGGGCUGAUAGGAAGAAGCUUAAGAGAAGCCUCAAAAACAAAUUUCCCAGAGCUUCUGAAUCCGAUAUCGAUUCUGUACUCCCUCCCAAGGUGGAGAUAGCAGUUGCAAAAUUUCAAAAUCGAGUCCAUGUAUAUGGUGUAGAGGGAGGCUUUCCUAUCUUCUUUGAUAUUGAUGGGCGUGGCACAGACAUUUUUCCCACAGUUUAUGCGCUCUGGAAGGUCCCUGAUCUCUUGCCUUCUUUCAUGCUGAAAGGGGGUGAGGUUUCUCGAUAUAUCAUUGGAGGGGCGGAUUUGAUGUUCCCUGGUAUCAGCAUACCUGCUGAAGGUCUACCUUCAUUUAUAGCAGGGGAAGCAUGGGCGGUAAAAGUUCCAGGAAAUCCUGCUCCAAUGGCUGUGGGGAUUACCACUAUGAGCAGUACUGAAGCAGCAAAAGCUGGCUUACGAGGAAAGGCCUUAAAGAUUAUGCACUAUUACCAUGACUUACUUUGGGAAUCAGUAGAGUGUCCUUAUGUGCCAAAUGUGGGCUUUUUUGAAGAUGUUGUGUUUGAGGAUCCUACCUUGUCAUCGUUGCAAGUUUCUGAUUCAUACUCUGGUGCAAAUGAUAGUUCAAAUGAUCAACAGAAUGGCAUCAGUGAUAAGGAAAAUGGGCAAUCUGUUGAUGUUGCUGAUGUGCUCUCUGAACCUAGUUCUGCUUUGGUGGCACAGACCAAUUCUGGGAAUGAGAUUGCUGAAGAAAUAGCUGCACAUGUAGACGAUCUGAAGGUAACAGAUGAUGGCUCUGCUGAUCAGUCGAUUGAGGAGGAUCAACAUCCUCUUUCCACUGAGGAUGUAGACACGCUUUUAGAAAAAUGCCUUUUGCAAGCAUUGCAUACAACUGUUAAGGAUAAAGACCUUCCCAUGCCUGGAAGCACACUUUGGUCAAACCAUGUUUUGCCUUGUAGGCCUUCCGGGAUCACACUAGACAUCAAGAAAUCAUCAUACAAAAAAUUAUCGAAGUGGUUACAAGCUAAAUCUUCUACAGGAUUGAUUACAGUGAAAGAAGAUAAAUAUAAAAAGGAGUCCAUAUUAUUAUCCGUUAACCGCAAGCAUCCAGAUUACUCAUCUUUCAAGCCAGAGAAACGGCAAGUGGAGAAAACUGUUCAAACUGGUGUUCCUACCGUCAGUGAAAGUCGGUCACUCAGAAUGCUUGAAGUGGUUGAGGUCUAUAAACCAAGUGUACACGUAAAUCCCAUAUUAGCUUCUGUAGGGGCUGACACAGGAAAACUUUACAGUGCUUCAGAGGCCACUGAUAUUGUCUUUACAUAUGUUGAAAAAGAAAACUUGGUUAAGCAGACAGAUAAAUCCAUUGUGGUUUUGGAUCCAAUAUUAUGUGAUGCACUGUUCAAAGGAGCCAUAAAAAAAGGUACAAUGUACCCAACGGAAAUUCAUAAGAGGGAUUUAGGAGCAGCAUUUGUAAACCGGAUGCAAGCCCAUCACGUUGUGACGAGGGGAAGUGAGUCGGUUGUUCGUAAAGGUGGUUUGAAAACAAUACAAAUAAUGACAGAAAGGCGGCAAGGUAAUAAGAAAGUAACCAAAUUGUCAGGACUGGAAACUUUUUUGGUGGACCCUGAAGCUUUGGCAUCAGAGCUACAGAAGAAGUUUGCUUGCAGCACAACAGUGGCUGAACUACCAGGUAAGAAAGGGCAUGAGGUUGUGGUUCAAGGUGGUGUGAUUGAUGAUCUGGCAAAGCAUAUGAUUGAACAAUAUGGGAUCCCAAAGAGAUCCAUUGAGGUUCUUGAUAAAACCAGGAGAUGA
Prunus armeniaca (apricot) is the source of this 1839-nucleotide messenger RNA. The record is from the annotation of a GenBank genome assembly. Lineage: Eukaryota; Viridiplantae; Streptophyta; Magnoliopsida; Rosales; Rosaceae.